CUUAAACUCCUCGUCCUCCCUCCUCCCUCUGUCGCUUGUCGACACCCACCACGAUGCUCAACCUCUCCACUCGCGUCGCAAAUGUGCGGCGGCAGGCCCAGCGUAUUGCCGCAGGCAUGGCCACCGUUGCGCCAAAAAUCGGCGACACCAAGGUCUCGAUGAGCUUGCUUGAGCCCAAUGCCUACAUCAACUAUCAGCGCAUCGAGGAUAACCUCGCCAUUGUGCGCGAUAGGCUCAAGAGGCCCCUGACGCUCUCUGAAAAGAUUGUAUACGGUCAUCUCGACGACCCGCACGGUCAGGACAUAGUUCGCGGCGAGAGCUACCUCAAGCUUCGUCCCGACCGAGUUGCGUGCCAGGACGCCACCGCGCAGAUGGCUAUCCUCCAGUUUAUGUCCGCCGGCAUGGACACUGCCGCCGUCCCCGCUACCGUCCACUGCGACCACUUGAUUGAGGCCCAGGUCGGUGGCCCCAAGGAUCUCGAGCGUGCGAUUAAGACAAACAAGGAGGUUUACGACUUCUUGGCAACGGCGACUGCCAAGUACGGUCUCGGUUUCUGGAAGCCCGGUUCUGGUAUCAUUCACCAAAUCAUCCUCGAAAACUAUGCAUUCCCCGGUGGACUUAUGAUCGGUACGGAUUCGCACACACCCAACGCGGGUGGUCUCGGUAUGGUUGCUUGCGGUGUCGGUGGUGCGGAUGCCGUCGACGUCUUGGCUCACCUGCCUUGGGAGCUCAAGUGCCCGAAGGUCAUUGGUGUGAACCUCGUUGGCAAGAUCAGCGGCUGGACGACUCCCAAAGAUGUCAUCCUUAAGGUUGCGGGCAUUCUCACUGUCAAGGGCGGUACCGGUGCCAUCGUCGAGUACAAGGGUCCUGGUGUUGAGUCGCUUUCCUGCACGGGUAUGGCAACGAUUUGCAACAUGGGUGCCGAGAUUGGUGCAACGACAAGUCUGUUCCCCUUCAACCACCGUAUGGUCGACUACCUGAACGCGACGAAACGCGGCGAAAUCGCUAAAUACGCGCAGUCGUUCGCACACAACCUUCAGGCAGACAAAGAUGCCGAAUACGACCAGCACAUCGAGAUUAACCUGUCCGAGCUUGAGCCUCACGUCAACGGUCCCUUCACACCCGACUUGGCGACGCCGAUCUCGAAGUUCAAGGAAGCUGUUGAGAAGAAUGACUGGCCUGCUGAGCUCAAGGUUGCUCUCAUCGGUUCCUGCACCAACUCGUCGUAUGAGGACAUGACUCGCUCCGCGUCGAUUGCUCGCGAGGCUGCGGAUCACGGCUUGAACACAAAGAGCAAGUUUACUGUUACUCCUGGAUCCGAGCAGGUUCGCGCGACCAUCGACCGCGACGGCCAGAUUGCGACGUUCGAGGAGGUUGGUGGUAUCAUUCUCGCGAACGCGUGCGGUCCUUGCAUCGGUCAGUGGGACAGACGGGACGUCAAGAAGGGCGAGAAGAACUCCAUCAUCACUUCAUACAACCGUAACUUCACCGGCCGUAACGACGCUAACCCCGCUACCCACGCUUUCGUUGCCUCUCCCGACAUUGUGACUGCGAUGGCGUUCGCGGGCGACCUCCGCUUCAACCCCCUCACGGACACGCUUACUGGCUCAGAUGGCAAGCCGUUCAGGUUCAGCAGCCCCACCGGCAAGGAGCUCCCACCCAAGGGUUAUGACCCCGGAUUGAACACUUUCCAGCCUCCUCCGAAGGACCGUGCCAGCGUUCAAGUCGCAGUCGACCCGAAGAGCGACCGUCUCCAAAUGCUGAAGCCCUUCGCGCCGUGGGAUGGUAAGACCCCUGAGGAUCUCCCCAUUCUCAUCAAGGUCAAGGGCAAGUGCACGACGGAUCAUAUCUCGGCUGGUGGACCCUGGCUCAAGUACCGUGGACACUUGCAGAACAUCUCUCAGAACUGUCUGAUCGGUGCUAUCAACGCUGAGAACGGCGAUGCGAACAACGUCAAGAACCAGAUCACUGGCGAGUAUGACGGUGUCCCGCAGACAGCUGCGUACUACCGCGACCACGGCAUCAAGUGGGUCGUCGUCGGCGAUUACAACUACGGUGAAGGCUCCUCGCGUGAGCACGCUGCGCUCGAGCCGCGCUUCCUCGGCGGUCUCGCCAUCAUCACCCGGUCCUUCGCGCGUAUCCACGAGACAAAUCUGAAGAAGCAGGGCAUGCUCGCGCUGACAUUCGUGGACCCGGCCGACUAUGACAAGGUGCAGCCGGACGACCGCGUGUCGAUUCUUGGUCUCCAGGAGUUCCAGCCUGGCAAGAACCUCACGCUCGAGCUUAAGCAUAAGGAUGGGUCGAAGGAUAAGAUUUCGCUCGCGCAUAGCUUUAAUGAGGGGCAGAUUGCAUGGUUCAAGGCGGGCUCUGCGCUCAACCUGAUGGCCGCGCACGCAAAGGCCAAGGCCCAGGCCCAGGCGCAGCAAUAGACGCAUGCACAGAUGCAGACGUGGACGCUGGCCUGUCGCCUGUAGAAUGGCGAGGUAGGGGGGGAAGAAAGUA
Laetiporus sulphureus 93-53 is the source of this 2502-nucleotide messenger RNA. Its product is annotated as aconitate hydratase. Gene Ontology annotation, molecular function: 4 iron, 4 sulfur cluster binding; aconitate hydratase activity. Gene Ontology annotation, biological process: tricarboxylic acid cycle. The transcript has 10 exons. NCBI's taxonomy places the organism in Eukaryota, Fungi, Basidiomycota, Agaricomycetes, Polyporales, Laetiporaceae. The coding region runs from base 54 to 2429 and encodes 791 amino acids. Gene Ontology annotation, cellular component: cytosol; mitochondrion. The record is from RefSeq and is a predicted model, not a curated record.